CGCACUCUCACCCUCACCUGAACCCUCAUCCUCCCGACUCCUCUUCCUCCUCCUUCUGCAGCAUCUUCAUCUGCAUCGCGACUCUCCGCACCGCCAUCAAUCCAUUGAUACUGUGCACUGCCGCACCGCACCGCACCGCACCGCACCGCACUGCAACCGAAAAGAUUCCAUCGAACCGUCAACCCAUCUUCCCAUCCACCCACGCACCCAUCACCAUGUUCCGCUCCACCCUCCUCGUUGCCGUGACGGCCCUGGCUGCCGUUGCCAACGCGCAAAACUACUCGACUUCGGGCAAUCUCAGCAUCGAUGCGACCCAGAUCCAACCCGCACUGAGGCAGUCAUGGUGCCGUGGCCAGAUGAUUGCCUGCCCCCAGAUCUGCGGUGGUCGCGCCUCGUCAAACACGUGCGAUUCGGAAAACUUGACGUACAACUGCGUCUGCCCUGACAACGAGCCCCGCAACAUCUCCGACUACACUCAGACUCUGCCCUUCUUCAUCUGCGAGCAAUGGAAGACCAACUGCGUCGCCAGCCACCCUGACGACCUCGAUGGGCAGGCUGGAUGCCAGUCGGUGACGUGCGGUUCGAUGAAUGCCACCGAGGCGGAGUCCAGCAACGGUGGUGGCUCUUCUACUACAUCUGCCGCUGCAAGCAUGACCUCGAGCCCGAGUGGCACGAGCGGCGCUGGCGGCGCGAGCGGUGCUUCGAUGACUUCUGCUACUUCCACGCCUACUCCCACCGAGUCGGGUUCCGCAGCUGCCCUGAGCAUUGCUCAGAACUACGGCACUGGCCUCUUUGCUCUCUUGGGCAUGGCCGUGUUUGGUAUCGCCAUGUAAGAGCUGCUUGCACGCAUUUGGAGUUUUGGUCUGUUCAGGAGCGAAGCGGCAUAGCUAUUUCCCACGGCUGUAUCAUUUUCCGGGAAGGAUGCAUUGCAGUGACGAAGACAUUAACGGGCCAUGAGUUAUGGAUGAGCGCUUGAGUAAUUGUAAUAAUCGAAAGUACACUGAGAGGCUCAACCACGGUUGUUUGAGUACCACCAUUGCCCACUCCCACGGCUCCAUCUACCACACCAUCUAUCACAUACAGG
Molecule: messenger RNA, 1084 nt
Organism: Sphaerulina musiva SO2202
Lineage: Eukaryota; Fungi; Ascomycota; Dothideomycetes; Mycosphaerellales; Mycosphaerellaceae
Exons: 3
Coding region: 216-833 (205 amino acids)
Source: RefSeq, a predicted model, not a curated record